Messenger RNA from Empidonax traillii (willow flycatcher), 569 nucleotides. It is a transcript of the gene FAM81B, whose product is annotated as family with sequence similarity 81 member B. The transcript is spliced from 2 exons. Lineage: Eukaryota; Metazoa; Chordata; Aves; Passeriformes; Tyrannidae. The record is from RefSeq and is a predicted model, not a curated record.
AUGGCUUACCUGCUAGAAGAGCAAAUAUCCAGCAAGGAGGUCAUUGCUUUCCUCCUCCAUCAGACUUUCUGAAUCAAAGAUAACAUUGUCUCUUACCUCCUAGGAAGUGCAGGUUAUUAGCACAGGGAGAGUGAUGCUCCCUGGCUCCUGAAAAACCACAUCCAGACUAUCCUGAACAUCAUUAAAAAGCACAGCCAGGACACGAGGCAGGUUAAUGUGGCAUAUGCAAAGUGUCUUAUUAUAAACCUGUAUUUUGUAUUUAAAGGCCAGAAAGAAAGAGUAGAUGAAAAGCUCCUAAUUCUGUCACUAAAGAUAGAACAAAUGGAUAAACCACAGAAACAUGAAAAGCAGUUGAGCCAGAUGAAAAGUGAUGAAAAAAGACUUCAUGUAUGAAUUGCCACAUUUAAAAGACAGAUCAGGAAGGAGCUUGAGGAAGUGAAAAAUGAAUACAGACCAGGUGAGAAUGGGAUUUCAUGCAAGUUAUUUUAGGAAGAUAUUUCCACAGUAACCUGCUGCUGAAGAAACCACUUUCCAGUAAAGACAGAUGUUAAAAUGACUCUCUGUCUCUC